Paramecium primaurelia is the source of this 1160-nucleotide messenger RNA. The record is from the annotation of a GenBank genome assembly. NCBI's taxonomy places the organism in Eukaryota, Ciliophora, Oligohymenophorea, Peniculida, Parameciidae.
AUGUAACCAUAUUUCUUUCAGGGUGACCAAUAAUUUGCAUAUCAACUAGAUUCAGAUAUUCAAAGUAAAGAAUUUAGAAAUUUCUAAAGAAUACAUUCCAUAUUAGAAUCAUAAUGAAUAUGCUUAUCUGUCCUAGUUCUCUUAUCCUCAUUCAUUUCCUGGAUACUCUAUUGAUUGCUUUCCUGAUAAUGAAGUCAUACAAUAACAUAAAUACAAAAAAAAUAAGAAGAUUAAGUAAAUAUUCAAUCAUUAUAUUAAGAAAUACUGAUUCUCUAGGAUUACUUCCAAAAACUCUUGAAUUCGCAAAACAACAGAUCCAAGAAUCUGCUCCUCCUUCUCAAAUUUAAAAAGAUCAAAUGUACUAUAUAGUAUUACUAAUACAUAGUCCCAAAUAACUUACUCCUUAUUCUAUUUUUAAUUGUUUAUAAGGAGCUCCAAUGCCUAAAUUAUAAUCUGACAUCAUUUCAAAUUAAGAACCUUAAGGAUCUUAAGAAGGAUCCUAAUAAACUUAAAAAUAAAAAGGAUAAAAUCAAUUGACUAAGAAACCAAAAAAAGAACACAUUAACACUGGACAUUGGUCUACAGAAGAACAUACAACUUACAUAGGCUUUCUCUAAUAAUAUGAAAGUAUUAUGACUUCUUCUAUGAUGAAAAAAACCUCUAAAAUAUUCAAAUAAAUGAGUGAACUUAUUGGAACGAGAACUCCUAGUCAAUGUAGAAGUCAUCAUUAAAAAUUUAAUCCUUAUGCUUUGAGGGGAGAAAAUGGAAAGCGUUUACCUAGAAGUGAAAGAAGUAGAGCUGGAAGAAAGAAGAAGAAUCCAUCUUGUGAUAUUCCAAAGGCAGGUAAAAUAUAAUUUAUUAAUAUAAUAGAGGAAGUCAAUAUUCAAUAACAUCAUUUUGAUUAAGAAUAAUUAAUGAUGAUGUAUGAUAAACAUUUACUUCAUCAUAUACCUUAUGAAUAAUGGAAUCCAUAUUAUGAUAUGCAUUAACAUAUAAAAAAAGAAGAUGAUAAAGACUAAGAUCAAUAAAAUAGUUAAUAAAUUCAAAUAUAAAUAAAUAAUUAAUAAGAUUAUGAAGAAUUUGUUAGACUAAAUUGUCGAGGGCAUUAAAUGAAUAUAGAUUUCAUAGAAUGCCAUAAUUCUAUUAUCAAUGAAUAUUGA